Molecule: messenger RNA, 3439 nt
Organism: Rhinichthys klamathensis goyatoka
Lineage: Eukaryota; Metazoa; Chordata; Actinopteri; Cypriniformes; Leuciscidae
Product: phosphofurin acidic cluster sorting protein 2
Exons: 25
Coding region: 156-2972 (938 amino acids)
Biological process (GO): protein localization to plasma membrane
Molecular function (GO): transmembrane transporter binding
Source: RefSeq, a predicted model, not a curated record
UCAGAUCGCAUGUGCUCCACAUUCCCUUCUGAAUCUGAAGCGAAGCUCCGCCUCUGACCAUCGCAAAUCUGUGUGAGAGAGAGAUGAGCAGGAGCAGAAAGCCGUCCUGAUAAGUGAGGUCCAGAAGCGUCCCAGUCCAGUUGAGUGUCGGUUCGAUGAUGGCCGCGGCUGUGGAGAGAGGAGGGGUCCGGGCCGCCUUCAUGAGCCCGGGUGUCGGUGCCCCCGCUCCCGCACCCGCACCCGCGGCGCCCGGGGGAUCAGCCAUGGCCGGAGCUCUGGGCUCGGGCUCGGGUGCGGCGGGUUCGGCUCCCAUCAUGCCCGUCCCCAUGAAUUUGUUUGCAACGUGGGAGAUUGACCGCUCAUCUCCGAGCUGUGUUCCGAGGUUGUGCAGUCUGACCCUGAAGAAGUUGAUCGUUCUGAAAGAGUUGGACCGCGAGCUCAGUUCUGUCGUCAUCGCUGUCAAGAUACAGGGCUCGAAACGCAUCCUGAGGUCGAAUGAGUACAUGCUCCCCCCCAGCGGGCUGAUGGAGACAGACCUGGAGCUCACCUUCUCCCUGCAGUACCCACAUUUCCUGAAGAGAGAUGCCAACCGGCUGCAGAUCAUGCUUCAGAGGAGGAAACGCUAUAAAAACAGAACUAUUCUGGGCUACAAGACGCUGGCUGUUGGCGUUAUUAAUAUGGCUGAGGUGAUGCAGCACCCGACAGAUGGAGGCCAGAUUUUAGGACUCCACAGUAACGUGAAGGAAGCACCGGUGCGUGCAGCAGAGCUAAGUGUUUAUUCACUGUCCAGUCAACCCAUCGACCCGGAGGACGGCAGUGGGCAGCCAGAGACCAAGGCCAAAGCUUCAGACCGUUCUCCAGAUAUGGAUAACUAUUCUGAAGAUGACGAUGAUAGUUACUCAUCAGAGCAGGAGGCGAGCGAUGACGCUGUGCAAGGCCAGGAUCUUUAUGAUGAGGAUGAUGAUGUUCAGCGGAAGCCCAAAAAAUCUCGAAGGAAAAUGAUUAGAACUACAUCUAUGACCCGGCAACCCAAUUUCAAGCAGAAGUUUGUUGCUCUCCUGAAGAGAUUCAAAGUAUCUGAUGAGGUAUUGGACUCGGAUCCGGUUGAUCAGACGCAGGAGGUUGAAGAUCUGGAUCUCCUGUAUGACAGUCUGGAGGUCUACAACCAGAGCGACAGCGGCCCAGAGAUGGAGGACAACGAGAGUCUUCUCAGCACUCCCAAACCCAAACUAAAGCCGUUCUUUGAGGGAAUGUCUCACUCCAGCUCACAGACGGAGAUCGGCAGUUUGCACAGUCAGAAGAGCCAACCGAGAGAGCCGCCCUCCACUACUGGUGAUCUGUUAACAGUGGACAAGAACAGAGCAGUGUGUGGACGAUAUCCGGAUGACCCGACAGUGUUGGACUCCGCCGCCGCGGAGCCGGCGGAGGACGAGGCGACAUGUGACGCCAACAUGAGCUGGGACGCCGGCGCAGAGAAACUAGCAGGAACGGUGGGCAAACUCUGCAAGACCGAGUCGCAGACACUCAUGUCGCCUAGUAAAGCAGAGGCUAAGCUCCAGCGGCGUCCGCGCAGCACGUCCAUGAAGGACAGGCAGAACUCUAAAGCUCAGAGCGACCGCACCAGCAGCAUCGAGAGCGAAACCUCGCCAGACUCCAGACUCAUCACACAGGUUUGUGUCCCGAGGAAAUCAGUGUACGAUCAGCUCAAUCAGAUCCUGAACUCUGACGAACAUCUGCCAGAGAAUAUCAUCCUUAUUAACACUACAGACUGGCAGGGGCAGUAUUUGAAUGAGAUUCUUCAGGAGCACAAGCAGCCUAUUGUGUCUACCGUUUCCCCCGCAGACGUUCAGGCCGCCUUCAACACCAUCGUCACCAGGAUUCAACGAUUCUGCAACUGUAAUGCACAAACACCACCAACCAUUAAAGUGGCAGUGGCGGGCGAUCAGAGUUACCUCAGCACGGUCCUCCGCUGCUUUGUGGAGCAACUCGCCAACAAGACGCCUGAUUGGUUGAGCUACAUUCGUUUCCUGAUCAUUCCUGUCGGUUGUCAUCCACUGGCCAAAUACAUCUCAACAUUUGACAGUAAGUUCUGUAACAUCUUCAUGGACGCAGGAUGGCGGGACAUUUUCGGGAGGUUAGAAGCUCCCACUUCAGAUAAUAUUGAUGUGGCCGGACGCGUCUCACAGUAUCUGGCUGGAGCGAAUCUCUCCCACCAGUUCCCUAUUUCUGAAGCCAUGCUUACCUAUAAACAGAAAAGGAAGAGAAGUUUGUAUUUUGAUUUUUACAUCAGCCCUGACGAAGACUCCUGCCAGAAGUUCGUCCCGUUCAUUGGGUUGGUGAAAGUGGGAAUUGUGGAGCACAGCUUAUCCACAUCAGUGGACUCUGAUGAUGCAGUGAUGGUGGGCAGUGUGAACAUGCUCUCGUCUCCUCCGGCGCAGACGGGAACGGCGUACGGGAAGGACAUGGCCUGCACCCCCCCCUCAUCCCCCUCUGUGUCUGCUGGUCUCUCUGGAGCAGGUUCUCCAGGCACCGGUGGGGAGGUGAUGGGUCUUCAGGUGGACUACUGGACGCUACAGGGCGCAGAGAAGAAGAAAGAGGGCGAGAAGAGGGACGUGGGGAUUAAGAACACGCUGAAGAGUAACUUCCGCUCGCUGCAGGUUUCCCGAAUCCCCACCGGAGGCGAGCCGACACCCCCUCCCGGCAUGGCCAUGACCGUCGUCAUGAAGGAGAAGAACAAGAAAGUGAUCUUCCUGAGCAAGAAGCUGAAGGAGAAGGACGUGGACUCUAAGAGUCAGGUGAUCGACAGCAUCAGCAGGCUCAUCUGCACGGCCAAACACCAGCACACCAUGCUGAAGGUGUCGAUCGACGGCGUGGAGUGGCACGACGUGAAGUUCUUCCAGCUGGCGGCGCAGUGGCCGACUCACGUCAAGCUCUUCCCUGUGGGGAUCUUCGGAUACAGCAAGGCUGUGUGAACGAGGGGAGCAAACAGACAAAUGGAUUUUCCUGUGGAAAUGGUCAAUUUGAAAGCCUGUGUCCUUGACAGAAAUGUUGUUAGUGAUGUUACUUGUCAUUUUUGUUGCUUUGGCAGUGAAAGGAACAUUGGUGUGUUUGAAACAAACGCUGUGUGUUACGUGCAGAUAAGCAGCACAUGUUGUGGUAGGAAUCGCACCGGCAGCUUCUGUUAGCACUUUGUUGGGUUAUAGUUUGAUAUUAUUUCUGUGAAAUUAUCUGUGUUGAUAAUUGUUCUAUGUACAAUAUUAUAGGGUGGGAUUUAUGAAGUGAGCUUGUAUUCCUUAAGUUUGUUUGUGUUGAGUUUGUUAAUGGAGUGUUAAUAUUUACAAGUGGGAGAAGAUGUUAAGGGAAUAGUUCGCCCCAAAAAGUUAUGUUUUUUGUUCAACUUUAAAAGUCACAUGACAGAUUUGUGUGAGGAACAGAUCUA